Messenger RNA from Trichoderma virens Gv29-8, 369 nucleotides. RefSeq lists its product as uncharacterized. The record is from RefSeq and is a predicted model, not a curated record. Lineage: Eukaryota; Fungi; Ascomycota; Sordariomycetes; Hypocreales; Hypocreaceae. Bases 1 to 369 code for a protein of 122 amino acids. The transcript has a single exon.
AUGCAUGGCUCUCUCCGUUCCCAAUCCUUAGCCGCCGAAUCAGAGCUCAAGGGGUUGCGGGCGAGCGGCGCUACAAAAGAGCGAGAUAAAGAAGCUUAUUCGUUGCGUUUACGAUUUCUCAUCCGCAAUGUCUCUACCAACGCUGAGAAGCUAUGGUACACCGCAUUGUCCAUGGAAGCAGUCCCACAUCCCGAUAAUGGAAAUGAGCCAUCCCGAGAGCAAUUUGCGGCCCGAGCAAUCUCGCAUCCCGCCUCUUGCUGGACCAACGUCGUGAACUUGUCAACACGUGGAAUCCCCAUGGGGUUCGAUUUCAAUGUGUCACGGGAGUUCUGUCAAUUCGUCUAUCCUUCUGCCUGGCUGGAGAACUAG